AUGGGCGAUGAAGUACCAGAUGUCAACACUCAUAUUUAUCAGGAACAAUAUUUUGCUAGUGAUGAUGAAGAUGGAAUUGAAGAUUUCGAUUUUCCUGAUAAUGAUACACUAAAUGAUAGCAGGUUUGAAAUAGGAGAAAGCAGUAAUUCUAAUCUAGGUAAGGACGCAAAUCAUGUAGAAGACGAAAAUCAUUUGGUUGAUGAAGAUAUAGAGGUUAAUAUUGAUUUCACUGAAGGACAAUCACAUGAUACACAUGAUUACGUUUCACCUGGUGGCACAUUGUAUUGGACCCCGAUUGUUUCAGACGAUAUCAAACCAAAAGUGACAUCAAAAUUUGAUUCAUAUGAAAAAGUUGUAGCAAUGUACAGAAACUAUGCAUUAGAAUCUGGCUUUGAUGUCAGGCUUGGAAGAGUCAAAAAACGAAAAAUGGGAUUAUUACAUAUAGACAUUUGGUAUGAAAUCGGGAAGGAAAUUUUCAUUCAUAAUAUGUCAACGCAAAAUAUUGGUCCUGUAAAAGCACAUAGACCAUACAGUGCUCUUCUGGUCGGUCCUUCGGUUCGAGGUGGAUUGGUUUCUGAUUUCAAGAAUGUUAGGAGAAAUUUGAAUUGUUACAUAGGUGGGAGGGACGCAAAAUUCCUUGUUGACAAGAUGAAUGACAGGAAGAAAAAUGUCUCAUCAUUUACUUUUGAGUAUAAAGUCUUGAACAAAAGAUUGAAUGCUCUAUUCUGGGAUGAUGAAACAACAAAGUAUAAGUACAAUUCGUUCAGAGACGUUGUAUCACUCGAUGCCACAUUCAGUGUGAUAUGGUUUUUGUUCCGUUCACUGGCAUUGAUAACCACAAAAAAAUGUGUAACAUUUGGUGCUGGACUUUUAAUUAAAGAAGAUGGAGUUUCUUAUGAAUGGUUGCUUAGAGCUUUUUUGAAAGCUUUUAGAAAACAACCUCAAUUGUUUAUAUCUGACCAAGAUCCAGCUUUAAAGAAAGCUAUUGAUACCGUUUUCCCGUCGGCACAUCAUAGGUUAUGUAUGUGGCAUAUUACUAAGAAGUUGCCAAAUAAGAUUUUAUCAAUUGAAGAUGCAGCCACCAAUCAAAAAUUCCGCAAGCGUUUUCACUCUAUAAUUUGGAAUUAUAAGUCGGAACCACAUGACUUCGAAAAUGUAUGGCACACGAUGUUAAAGGAGUUUAAAAUUACAGAUAAUAGUUGUAUGAAUACCAUGUAUGGUAUGCGAAGAUAUUGGAUUCCUGCAUUUUUCAAGCACAUUCUAAUGUCUGGUCUUAUGCGAACUACAUCACUGUCUGAAAGUCAGAAUUGGUCAUUCCAAACAACUACAUUAACCGGUUCUUAUCUUAUCAUGUUGAUGAUGACAUUUGAUUCAGUCAUGGAACGACAAAGACAUAAUAAAAUUCUCAAUGAUUUUAAUACUGCCACAAAUUUUCCUAAAUUCAUUACCCGUAGUCCGAAUGAACCUCAUGCUUCAAAGAAAAAAAACAACAUAACCACUAUGCAACCAACUGAUGUCGAUGUUGAUGAAAAAGACGAGGAAUACAAUUACGAUUGUCUUAUAAGAGAUACUGAAUACAUGGUCACACACUCAACAAAAGACGGUUCAUUCAAAUGUACUUGUAUGCAUUUUGAACAUGUCGGGAUCUUAUGCAGACACAUAUUUUGUGUGUUUAAGUACUAUGGCAUCGAACAACUUCCUGAAAAGUACAUUCUAAAACGUUGGCGCAGGGAUGUUAUUCCAACAGAAUUACUUAGAAGAUGGUUCACUAAUUCUUUUGACGAUUCUAAUUCCAACAUGACUGCUAUUGAUAUCUUCAACACAGUUGACCAUUAUGAUUGUCCAAAUCAUGAAGUACCAACCAGAAUAGAACAUUUCAACAAGCUUCUAGGCGUGGUAGUUCCUGAUGUAGUAUCUGAUGUUAAUGAUAUUCAGAAUCCUUCAGAUAUUCGGAACAAAGGAUGUGGCAGUCGUGGGAAAAGAUUAAAAUCUAAAAAAGAGAUGAUUGAAAAAGAAAUCUCGAAACCGAAGACAAAGUGUACUAUAUGUAAACAGAUGGCUCAUCAUGACAAAAGAAAUUGUCCUUCAAAUAACGUCCAAACAUAG
This is a messenger RNA of Lactuca sativa (garden lettuce), 2106 nucleotides long. RefSeq names its product protein FAR1-RELATED SEQUENCE 5-like. The record is from RefSeq and is a predicted model, not a curated record. Gene Ontology annotation, molecular function: zinc ion binding. NCBI's taxonomy places the organism in Eukaryota, Viridiplantae, Streptophyta, Magnoliopsida, Asterales, Asteraceae.